AUGCCCCGAGCAGUGCGCCAACGACCCGGAUUGGAAGAGUCAAGUGCGCCGGAUGACCUCUCUUCACGUCGAGCCAACGAAGAUGAAGAAAGGAAGUCGGAGGAACAACAUGACACACCGACUUCCUCCGCGUUUUGGCAUGCGAGUGCAAACGCCGUCGAAGCAGCGGUCGAUUUUUCGGAGCCGUCGACAUUUGAAGAAGCAGUGUCUGGCCCGGACCAAGUACACUGGCGCAAGGCAAUUGAUGCGGAGCUCGAUUCGAUGAAGCUUCGCGGUGUCUUUCGUGCGGCCAAGUUACCCAACGGACAAAGCGCCAUCGGCACAAAGUGGGUCUUCAAGAUCAAGCGCAAGGCGGAUGGGUUGAUCGAGAAAUACAAGGCACGACUUGUGGCCAAGGGUUUUCGCCAAAAGUAUGGCAUCGACUACACGGAGACGUUCUCGCCCGUGGUCAAGUAUGUGACGCUGCGAAUGGUCAUCGCCAUUACCAAGCACUUUGGAUGGCCCCUCGACCAGCUCGAUGUGGUGACUGCGUUCCUGUAUGGAGUGAUGAAGGAGAAGGUGUUCUGCGCUGUUCCGGAAGGCGUCAAGAUGGAAGGUGAUUUCGACUGUCUCGAGCUGAUCAAGGCGAUCUACGGUCUCAAGCAAGCCUCGCGUGUUUGGAACGAGACCUUCGACGAGUUCAUACGCUCGAUUGGUUUUCAAGCGUCGGGAUUCGAUCCAUGUCUCUACAUCAUGACUUCGGAAGGCCAUUGUGUUUUUGUGCUGGUCUACGUGGACGAUGUCUUGGUGACUGGAAGCUCGCUCGAGAUGAUUGCGCGCACCAAGAACGACCUCAAGACACGCUUCGAGAUGACGGACAGCGGCAAGUGUACCUUUGUUCUUGGGAUCGAGUUAUUGGACGGUGAAGAUGGCAGCGUGACUAUGUGUCAGCGCCGUUAUGUCAAUGAUGUCCUCAAGCGCUUUGGAAUGGAUGAGUGCAAGGCUGUGGCAAGUCCGGUGGACGUCAGCUCUCGACUGGUUCCGAGCAACUCUGCAAGCAAGGUGGAUGUCCCAUUCCGUGAAGCAGUGGGUGCUUUGAUGUAUCUGACGACUGCAACGCGACCGGACAUCGCCUAUGCUGUAAGCUUUGUGUCACGGUUCAUGGAGAAACCCCAAGAAGAACACUGGGUUGCAGUCAAGCGCAUCUUCCGCUACCUACAAGGCACCAAGAUGCAUGGAGUCUGCUACAAGCCAAGUGCGAAGAUCGACUUUCGUGGCUAUUCAGAUGCAGACUGGGCCGGUGACCUUGCUGAUCGCAAAUCGACGUCCGGCUACGUCUUCAUGCUAUUGGGUGCUCCGGUGAGUUGGGGCAGCAAGAAACAGCCAAGUGUGUCACUGUCUACAAGCGAAGCGGAGUACAUCGCGCUCAGCCUGGCGAUCCAAGAAGGCAAGUGGAUCAAUCGCUUGCUGUGCGAGAUCAUGGCGGCUGCAAACGAAGAAGGACCCGAGCUCGUCAUCCGUGAAGACAACCAGUCGUGCAUCAAGAUGACGAAGAAUCCGGUCAACCACGGCCGCGCUAAACACAUCGACAUCAAGUACCGUUACAUCCGUGAUGAAGUCAAGCGCGGCGAAGUGAAGCUUGAAUACUGCGAGACGACGUUGAUGUUGGCGGACAUCAUGACGAAAGGACUUCACGGACCGCGUCACAAGGACUUGACGCGGCGCUUGGCAUCCGUGCGUGUUCGGAUUGAGGGGGCGUAUUGA
Peronospora matthiolae is the source of this 1743-nucleotide messenger RNA. The record is from the annotation of a GenBank genome assembly. Lineage: Eukaryota; Oomycota; Peronosporomycetes; Peronosporales; Peronosporaceae.